UGGAAGUCGUUAAUUUUUUUUUACAAAGUGACAUACUACGCAGAUUUUGUAAAUCACGAUUUUCGCCUACGCCGAAAGCUUUGAAGCAACGCGUAUCAUAAGCUGUUCCAAGGACGCAAACCGGUCAUUUAUAGCGAGGUCCUGGUCAUCCAUUCUCAAGACGAGUGAAACGAUCAUUCAUGGAUGCAAAGCGUUCAUCUAUAGCGAGCUCCUGGUCCAUUCUCCUCUCAAUGCGGGUGAACCGAUCGCCUAAGGACGUAAAACGUUCAUUCAUAGCGAGCUCCUGGUCGUUCAUUCUCUUCUCAAGACUAGCGAAUCGAUCGUCCAAUGCGAUGAUUCAUUCUCAGCUCUGCUGGUGUAAUUAUAGGGGUUUCUUCGCUACGCUUUUGGCAGCGGACCAAGGGAUGGCUGGCGUCAUGAUUGCCAUCCCAGUGCAAUAAAUUUUUGGAGUCGCACUGGU
Molecule: messenger RNA, 460 nt
Organism: Serpula lacrymans var. lacrymans S7.9
Lineage: Eukaryota; Fungi; Basidiomycota; Agaricomycetes; Boletales; Serpulaceae
Exons: 1
Coding region: 180-440 (86 amino acids)
Source: RefSeq, a predicted model, not a curated record